Tachysurus fulvidraco (yellow catfish) is the source of this 4134-nucleotide messenger RNA. RefSeq names its product tyrosine aminotransferase (gene tat). The coding region runs from base 1501 to 2919 and encodes 472 amino acids. NCBI's taxonomy places the organism in Eukaryota, Metazoa, Chordata, Actinopteri, Siluriformes, Bagridae. Gene Ontology annotation, molecular function: L-tyrosine:2-oxoglutarate transaminase activity; pyridoxal phosphate binding. The transcript is spliced from 12 exons. The record is from RefSeq and is a predicted model, not a curated record. Gene Ontology annotation, biological process: aromatic amino acid metabolic process; biosynthetic process.
AAAAUUUCUGUUAUUGCACAUGUUUAAAAUGCUUUGUUAUUGUUUAUUAUUACAGUGAAACAGUAAUGACAGUGUGUAUUAUGGUGACUGGUACACUGGGAGCAUCUUUGAUUGUACAGUCUAAUAGCAGCAGGGAGAAAAGAGCAUCUGUAUCGCUCCUUCAGACACUUGGGAUAGUGAUUAUAUAGUGAUACAGUGAUACUGAUAACUGUCACAGAAGGAGCUGCUCAAAGCGCAAUGCUCAAUGCUCAAUGACCCCAAAUCUAUUGGCAAAUUUGCAGAAUGCUUUGCAUGGUCUUGCCAAUCUUCAGGUUUUGAGUCCAAAAGUGGGACCCUCAAAAUUUUGAUGAAUGGAAGACAAUUUGUCAAGAAGUCAAAUCUUUCAAGUAUUUUUUUCCUAACAAAUUGUUUAAACAUACAUUUGUGAUUGUUUAGAUAUAUUUUUUGUACAAAUUUAUGAAAACAAAAUAAGAACAAAAGUUGAAAUAUAUUAUGUGUUUAAAUUUGAAUUAGAUUCAAAUGUAUGUGCUGUAAGUAUAUUAAAUAACUAAAGAUGAAGUGGGUGCGAUUGAGCAGGGGCAGCUCUUCACUCAUUAACAAUAUGCUUCAGUUAUUUUGUCCAGCUGCUGUACGUCAUUAUCAACUGAUGGGCAUGCUCAAAACAUCAAGUAUGUUGGACCAUAAAAAAAGAUUAUUACAUUUCCUCAAAGCACUGUCUAUCUGUUUGCAUAGGUUAUGCAACUUUCUACCUCUGUGUAUUUGCCAAACACUGGUUGACGUAACUGUAUCAUGUGCAGGACAGAUGUUUUGCAUUUUGCCCAGAUAGAUUCCAUAGUGUAUUGCUACUUAAUAGCGAUGAGGAACUAAAAUUAGGCUGAAAUAGGUAUCAAGUGAAUAUUAUAGCCUUUGCUAAAUCCUCCACAAAGUGGCAAGACUACAUGGUUCCCAUUUCAAUCCUGUGUGAUUAAACUCUGGGUUGAGAUGACCAUGAUCUCCUGUGUCUGAGAUAGGCCCUGACCAGAAUUAAAUUGUUACUGCCGACAUACAGAAUAAUCACUGAUCUUUCUCGGUUUUUGUUCACUUCAUCAAACAGCAUAAGAUUUGCUAAGACUAGAAGAAUCCUUGAGUUUUUACCAUUUAAACAUUCAGCUCCCAAAGUGCACAAAAUCUGCUCAAUCUACAAACAUAUAAGAGGCAUAUAAAUAUUGGGAAUGAAUCAGCAUCUGGUUUAGACCAAGUGUCAAAUUCCAGUUCCUGGAAAAAAACCAAGCUUACCUGUGAAUGUUAGGGUCCUGUUACAUCAUUGACAAUGUAAGUGGGGUGUGUGGGACAGCCCUCAGUUUCUACCAAUGAAAAAAUGGGUGGUAUCAUCCAGCACUUAUUUCUGCAACAGCUGUCUAUAAAAGCGACCACAGAACUAAACUCACAACUCAUUUCAUUGCAUAAUUUAAACGUAUUCCUGUAGAGACAAAGUCUUUUGAGGCACUUCUUAAAGAGAAAAUGUCACGUGUCGGGAAAAUGAAUGGAGUCUCAAUGAACGGUUUUCACGGAGAUGAAAAGUUUAAAGGCCACGGACUAAAUGGCGACAGCGUCAAUGGAAUGAACGGAAACGGUGUUACUGUUCUGAACGGGAGCUCGCGCAGCCCAGUUAAACCGAGAGCGCGCGGGCAGCGGUGGAAGGUGCGAGCGUCGGAAAUGGCGAAGAGCACCCUCAACCCUAUCCGUGCUAUAGUGGACGGAAUGAAGCUCACCCCGAACCCUGACAAACCCAUGAUCGCCCUGUCCAUCGGUGACCCUACAGUAUUCGGAAACUUGCCUACAGAUGAAAGUGUGCUACAGGCUGUGAGGGAAGCUGUAGAUUCACACAAAUACAACGGCUAUGCCCCCUCAGUAGGUUACCAUAGGAGCCGAGAGGCUGUGGCAAACUUCUACAGCCAAGCAAGUGCUCCACUGGAAGCUAAUGAUGUGAUCCUGACUAGUGGGUGUAGCCAGGCUAUUGAGUUGGCCAUCAGUGUGCUUUGUAAUCCAGGAGACAACAUCCUGGUUCCUUGCCCUGGUUUUUCUCUCUACAAAACUCUGGCAGUGUCAAUGGGCAUCCAGGUCAAACUGUACAACCUACUGCCGGAGAAAUCCUGGGAGAUUGAUCUCCAACACUUGGAAAGUCUGAUUGAUGAGAAGACAACCUGUCUGAUCGUCAACAACCCAUCCAACCCCUGUGGCUCUGUAUUUAACAAAGAGCACCUGCAGAACAUCCUCUCAGUUGCCUCAAGACACUAUGUGCCUAUCCUAGCAGAUGAGAUCUAUGGAGACAUGGUCUUUCCCAACUGUAAGUUUCAUUCCCUGGCUCCUCUCAGCAGUGAUGUACCAAUUCUGUCCUGUGGUGGUCUGGCUAAACGCUGGCUUGUUCCUGGAUGGAGAAUGGGCUGGAUUCUUAUCCAUGACCGCAAUAACAUCUUUGGCCCAGAGAUUCGGGAAGGUCUUGUGAAGCUCAGUCAACGCAUUUUGGGAGCCUGUACAGUUGUCCAGGGGGCGCUAGAAAGCAUUUUUAAAAAUACCCCCUCUGAGUUCUACCAAAGUACAAUUAACUUCAUAAAGUCAAAUGCAGAUAUAUGCUUCUCAGAGCUGUCCACUGUUCCUGGGCUCAAACCAGUAAUGCCAUCUGGAGCCAUGUACCUUAUGGUUGGUGUUGAAAUGGAGCACUUUCCAGAGUUCCACGACGAUGUGGAGUUUACUGAGCGGCUAGUUACAGAACAGUCUGUGUUCUGCUUACCUGCCGCGGCAUUUGAAUACCCAAACUUUUUCCGGAUUGUGGUGACAGUUCCUGAGGAAAUGAUGGUGGAAGCAUGUGAAAGGAUCAGGGAAUUCUGUGCACGCCACUAUAGACCUCGCAGCCAAGACAGCAAUGACCUGGACAAAUGAACCUGGACCAUGCUCGAUGAAGAAGUUACAAAAGGGAACAUGUAGUAGUCAGUGAAAUCCACUUCAGUUGGUUUGAAUGUGGACUAAGGAAACUGAAAAUACUCCAUGUACUAGUGAUGACUGGUCAUGAUUUAUGAUAUGGGUGUGAUAAGGCUGAAAUCUUAUAUUUAUCCAAAGCUCAACAAUGAACAAUUAUUGCUGAGAAAUGGCAUUAUAACAUAAAAGUAUAUUCGGAGUUCUCUUUUUUUACUGCCAUUAUGCCUUGAAAACCAAAUAUAAUAGUAAACUUUAUGAUUUUGUCAUUUUACCUUUAGUGGAAUUUGUAUUCUAUUUUGGAGAGCAUUAGUCUAGCUUAGUCUAGUUUCUGAAGUAAAUGGCAUAUCAUUGGUCCAAUGAUAGACCAAAUAAUCCACUGCAUUCUCAUUCAUUAUAGCUUAUUAGGGUGUAUUUCUCACUCACUGAUGAUGAUGUGUCACCUAUAAGUCAGGCUUGAAAAUAUUACCCCAAAUUCACAAAAAUAGACACUAGACAGCACUUCAGUUUGAGUAAUCAUGUCAUCAUUGAUUUUUCAAGCUAUUCUGUAUUAACUGAUGGUAUUGUUGAGCUUGUUUGCACAAAUGUCCAAAAUUGUCCACCUUAACCAUUUGUUAAAAGAAAUCUGAUGUGGAUGCAACAAUUUUAUUAAUGUCUUUUUAUUACUGCAAGACGGAGAAGAGCUUAGGCCAUGCGACCCCAUUACUAUUAUAUAUAUACUAUGCAUCUAUUUUGUGCGAUUUUAUAUGAACAAGCAAAAGUUCUUAUUUAAAUCUUGUACUUAUCACUUGAAGACUGUAGUAAUUUCUUUUGUGUAUGUAUAUGAUCCUGGUUUGUUUGAGAGGCUAAAGAGAAGCCCAUUUCUCACCACUGCAUUACAAACUGACUGGAAGCUAUGAGUGCUGCUGUGGGAUCUUAACUUUCAUACAACAUGCUCUUUAUCCUGCAUACCAUGAAAUUCUCUGAACAGAUUGAUGAGAGCAAACGCUUGUUUGCUCAAACCCUCAAUGACGUCAGAGAUUCUGAGGUAUCUUUGAGAUCUCUGUAUAACAUAUCUGUAACCCCACCAUUGUAUAAACAUGGUUUUAUAGAGUUAAACAUUUUUUUAACUUCUUGUAUAUCCUUUAUAUUAUUUUUCAGUACUAAAUAGUAACAGUUAUUUAAAUAAAAACUUAACAUAAA